UCCGGUUCCGGUUCCGGUUCGGGAGGAAGACGCGGCUGCUGACACCGGCUGGCCCGGCCCGGAGCCCGGGAUCCCGGCGGGAAUGUGGUACCUUGUGCAGCAGCAUGAAUGCUGAUGAUAAAUUACAAAGCAUCUUCCUUAAAUGCAGCCCCUCAAUCAACAUGCAGUCUGCCAGGGGCCUGACCGGCAUGGGAGAAGCAGAAGCGGGCCUGGUGGAGAGGGCUGUGCUGACAGGACAGGAGGCUUUACAGGGGCGCGAAGAGCUGAUGUCACAGGAUGAGCUCAUGGUGCAGGAGGAGACCGUAAAAAAUGAUGAGGAAGAGGUGGAAUCCCAGGAGAGAUUACUUCCCCAGGGACUGCAAUACAUGGUUCAUGUGAAGCAAGAGAUGAAAUUCCCAGAGGAACCGGAUUCUCAGAUAAUGGAGAAUAUGCAGGUUCUGGAGCCGGUGGAUUUACAGAAAAAGAAGAAAAGAAAGCAACGAUCUCCGGCCAAGAUCCUCACUAUUAAUGAAGAUGGCUCGCUGGGCCUGAAGAUCCCAAAGUGCCAUGUUUGUGAGCACUGCAAUGCAGCCUUCCGAACCAACUAUCACCUUCAGAGACACGUCUUCAUCCACACAGGUGAGAAACCGUUUCAGUGCAGUCAGUGUGACAUGCGUUUCAUACAGAAGUAUCUGCUGCAGAGACACGAAAAGAUCCACACCGGAGAGAAACCAUUCCACUGCGAUGAAUGCGGCAUGCGUUUCAUUCAGAAAUACCACAUGGAGAGGCACAAACGAACACACAGUGGGGAGAAACCCUACCAGUGCGAGUACUGUCUGCAGUAUUUCUCAAGAACAGACAGAGUACUUAAACACAAGCGCAUGUGCCAUGAAAACCGGGAACGGAAGCCUGGAAAAUGUGCCAGCAAAGGGGGGCUUCUUUCUCCUGAUGUGGGUGAUCUUGGCUUCUCACCUGUGCCCAAAGACGGACAUUUACCGAAAAAGAAACCAAAAAUUGACAAAAUGAAGUUUCUGGGACUUGGUGAAAAGGAAGGAUCUCUGGAUAAACUGGAUCAGAAGAACGACUUUUUGCCCUUGUUCCCUGACAGCACCAAAGUAAAAGACGAGUACAUGGUGGCAGAGUAUUCUGUAGAAAUGCCCCACACAUCCGUCAGCGGACUGCACUUACAGGAAAGCGUGUCCGGGGACUCAAACCCACCUAAAUUGCUGCUGAAAAAGGUGAGCAGCAAGAAGAGCAUUAAGCAGGCAAUGGACCACAGCCAGGCUAUGUCUCCACUGUCUGCUUUUGACGAUGGCAAAGUGGCCAAGUAUACAUUUGAACUAGUGGACAAGCAAGCGUUGCUGGACUCUGGAAGCAAUUCAGAUAUGGACCACGGAGACCCCAUGCAGGAAGGGACCAGCAAACAAUCAAACAGCAGUGUCAGUUAUGACGAGGCCAUGCAGUUCUCCAAGAAGAAGAGGUACUUACAAGCAGCUACCAGCAACCGGGAAUAUGCCCUUAAUGUGGGAACCAUGGCGUCCCAGCCAUCGGCAACGCAGGCAGCCGUGGCCAGUGUUAUGGAUGAUAGCGGAGCUGCAGCCCUGAUUGAUGCCCAAGCGCUUACUGUGGAUAUAAAAACACACCAUGAUAAAAAUGUCAUCCCCGAUGAGGUACUGCAGACACUACUGGAUCACUAUUCACACAAAGCUAACGGCCAGCACGAGAUCUCGUUCAGUGUGGGGGAUGCAGAAGUGACGUCCAGUAUUUCCAUCAAUUCUUCCGAGGUGGGAGAAUCCAGCCAGACUGAAAGCCUGGGGGCCACAUCACAAGUCCCGUCCUCAGACAAGGCCAGCAUGCUGCAGGAGUACUCCAAGUUCUUGCAGCAGGCAUUGGACCGGACUAGCCAAAAUGAUGCUUAUUUAAACAACACAAGCCUUAGCUUUGUCACUGAAAGCCCAGGUCUUGCCAGCCCGGCCACUUUCCCCUCACUGGACAAACAAGUCUACGCAACUUUACCGAUUAGUAGCCUCCGCCCGGGUCUGGUGGGCCCACUGAGAGUGACUUCAGAAAAAUCUCACUUUGGGCUGAUCGUCACUGACUCUCCACACUCUUUCACUUUUGAGGCAGAUGAUGGGAGCCACACAUCCCCUGCCCCCUCUUCCUCAGCACAGGACUUUCUAGAUCAAGUGACAGGUCAGAAGAAAGCAGAGUCUCAGCCUGUCUCCCAGGCCUACCAGCUGAAUGCCUUUGAGCAGCCAUUUCGAGCUCAGUACCAUGGUACACGUACUGGGAUAUCACCUCAGUUUAGCACUGCUAAUGGACAGGUGAACCUGCGGCAGCCAGCCACCAGUGCCGAUUUCCCGGAAUUCUCCUUGGUGAAUGUAAAUGAGACAAGAACCCAGCUGUCUUCUACCCCUGACACAGCGGCUAGUCAAAACUUUGGCUAAUGCCCCUAUCUAACCAUUAGAUUACUGAACUUUUUAAAGCGCCAAAAGCCCUUCAUUCAAGCAGCUGUGUUAAAUGAGCAGAUGCUGUGCUCCUGUUGCUCCCCACUUUGAAGUCUAAAUGUUGUAGCAUAUAUUAAUACACUUUCAGCUCCUAUUGUGCCCUCUACUCAUGCACUUGACAGUAACCUGCUUAAUCUACCGGGCUUACAUGGUCACUGACCUCGGUGCACAUCUCACUGUCAGCACCCUGCUAACAAGGUCUGGCUAAAUAGUACCCAGGUAUGGCCACAGUCACGCACUUACUGUCUGCAGGAGUAAAGAGACUGAGAUGAGCCGCCUAAACUUGGCCUUCUCAGGGAACUGGCUCUAGGUACUGGAACUGUAUACAAGAUAUGGGGAUCCAGCUUAGUGGGCGAUGGAGGCUCGGGAUGCUCUUUGAUGGCUUUGGAGGAGCCUGUGCUUUGCUCUUCAUUAACACUUUGGUGUGGGGCCUAGGAGGGGUCUAUACUGCUCGCUUAGGGAACACCUCAGGGAGUGGUGUAGGAGGGUUCUGUGCCGUGCCCACUCAGGGUACACAUCAAGGAGCAGAUUAGGAGGGGUCUGUGCCGUGCCCGCUCAGGGUACACAUGAAGGAGCAGAUUAGGAGGGGUCUGUGCCGUGCCCACUCAGGGUAAGCCUUGGCCCUUUGAUGAGACUGUGCAUCAUCACUCACAUUACAAGACGGAGGUUCCUGUAUUCCUUGGGUCUGUUAAUAGCAGUAAUGGAAGUAAAUUCAUUUAUAACUGACCCUCCAAAGACUAGGCCAUGAGUACAAGCAGCCUCCAUAGCACUAUAUUAAGUGGUGUUUGAACCGGUACAGGGGUCUUUGCUAAUGCUGACCUCACCUGUUAAAGGUUUUAAAAUUGUGUAUAAGGCACUUUACAGGAGAUCUGUUCCACAUGGUUUAAUAUCAGUUACAGACUGCAAGGUGAGUGUGGGUUGAUGUUAUAUUCAUUGUCCAUACACCUCCUGCUCCAGUGGACACGUGAGUCCAUACUGCGAAUAUUUGGCCACCCUUCUACCUGGUGAGAUUGUAGGUCAAUUUUUAUUUGGUUUGUUUUUUUGCUUUAUGGAUCUCCAGCGUUUUCUUAGACUUGCUUUACUCAUGUGACAAAUGCACUCACUGUAAGACACACAUUUUCUUAAAGCACUUAUUGUGUCUCAGACGUGCAUUUGUCCAUAUUGAUGCAAUACACUUUUAUCUCGUAAUAGCUUUCAUGCACAUAUGUGUGAUGUGUAUAAUAUAUACAUGCACAUUGAUUUAUGUAUACCCAUACCUUGCUAUGUGUUCACAUAAAUCUGAUUUCAGCACACCCCAAACAAGGACUGAUUAUUUUGUAGACAAUUUGUUUUGCUUUUCUGUUUCAUGCAAGUCAUUGAGAGAUGCCAUUUAGGCGUCUCCCAGUAUCGUUAAACUACAUCAGGCAGUGUGAAUGUCACAGGGUCCCAG
Molecule: messenger RNA, 3915 nt
Organism: Pelobates fuscus (common spadefoot toad)
Lineage: Eukaryota; Metazoa; Chordata; Amphibia; Anura; Pelobatidae
Gene: ZNF148
Product: zinc finger protein 148
Exons: 7
Coding region: 105-2426 (773 amino acids)
Biological process (GO): regulation of transcription by RNA polymerase II
Cellular component (GO): nucleus
Molecular function (GO): DNA-binding transcription factor activity, RNA polymerase II-specific
Source: RefSeq, a predicted model, not a curated record